Notodromas monacha is the source of this 582-nucleotide messenger RNA. Lineage: Eukaryota; Metazoa; Arthropoda; Ostracoda; Podocopida; Cyprididae. The record is from the annotation of a GenBank genome assembly.
AUGCGGGAGCGGCUGCAGGUGCAGCUGGUUGAGCUGCAGGUGGUGGUGCUGGUUGGGCUGCAGGUGCGGCUUGGGCUGGUAGGCAAGAGUGGAUCUCUUGUACAAGCUGGGAUGAUUGUUGUUGCGUUUGUUAUUGGAUUUUCUGCAGAGUGCGGUGUGGUGUUUGCCGGCGCAGUUGCAACAUCUGCCAAUGCUCUGGCAUUGCGUGGAAUGAUGUUGAGAGCUGAGACAGUUGUAGCAGAGUUGCUGAUUGUUUGUAGCUGUGAUUCUAUCUUCAGUGAUGGUGAUGAGCAUUGUCGUUGGUUGUGGUUGGGUGAUUUGGAGUGUCUGGAUCAUCUGGAGCGGUUGGAGGUGUCAGCGCGGUUAUUUUGCUCCUUGGAUGUAUCUUUGUUUUUGGUUGAUGAUGAGGAGGGUCGAGUAAGGAAUGUAAGCGUGUUAACGGUGGCCGUAGCAGGGUCAUCAGACCAAAGAUGUCUGGGAGGGUUGAGUUCUGGUGGCGUAACUGAGGACAGCAGAUGGAUAUGGAUCGGCAUCUUCUUCCGUUUCAAGUGUGCUGAUGACACUGGGUUGAAAUACAUCUAA